Prosopis cineraria is the source of this 1726-nucleotide messenger RNA. RefSeq lists its product as uncharacterized. Lineage: Eukaryota; Viridiplantae; Streptophyta; Magnoliopsida; Fabales; Fabaceae. Gene Ontology annotation, cellular component: U2-type catalytic step 1 spliceosome. Gene Ontology annotation, biological process: mRNA splicing, via spliceosome. The record is from RefSeq and is a predicted model, not a curated record. The transcript has 8 exons. The coding region runs from base 466 to 1440 and encodes 324 amino acids.
GUACUAUGAAAAUUCACACGUUUUCAUAGUGUUUGUCCAUAGGAGAUGAAUUGUUAAAAUGCAUCUGAACAAGCAUCCCUGUUGUUGGAAGAUAGCACGCCAGGGAUUUGAACUGCCAAAAACCAGCAAACUUAUUAGUAGAAGUUAAAAUAAUAUGAAUAAACCAGCCCUAGAAUUCCAAUUUCAAUUCCCCAAUCCGUAGUUCUCUUCACUGUCAUUCCCCACGACCAUCCAUCCCUUUUCCGCGCGAGCGUUGCGACGAGCACCUCCAUCUGCAGCCACCAGCGACGUCUACUACAGCGGAGCGAGCGGCGAUUCCGUCGUUCCCCUUCUUUUCUACAGCCUCGGCGAGGAAAUGACAUCAUAUUAUUGAAGUGCUAUCUGCCUUUUCCUUGAGCUUACGAGCCAUUGUUAACACUUGCAACCGUAGCAGUUGAGGCAAGAAAUUUGACGUAGUAGAAGAAGAUGGGAGAAAGAAAAGUGUUGAAUAAGUAUUACCCACCAGAUUUUGACCCCUCAAAGUUGCCUAGGGUUCGAAGACCCAAAAAUCAGCAGAUCAAGGUUCGCAUGAUGCUUCCCAUGAGUAUCAGAUGCAAUACUUGUGGGAAUUAUAUCUAUAAAGGCACUAAGUUCAACUCCCGAAAGGAAGAUGUUAUUGGCGAGACGUAUCUGGGCAUUCAGUUAUUCAGGUUUUACUUCAAAUGCACUAAAUGCUCAGCUGAGCUUACUAUUAAGACAGAUCCACAGAAUUCAGAUUAUGUUGUAGAAUCUGGGGCGACAAGGAAUUUUGAACCAUGGCGGGCAGAGGAUGAGGAAGAUGAAAAAAUGAAACAGAAGAGGGAGGCUGAAGAAUUGGGAGAUGCUAUGAAAUCCCUGGAAAAUAGAACUUUGGACUCUAAAAGGGAGAUGGACAUCCUUGCAGCACUUGAUGAGAUGAAGUCUAUGAAGUCGAGGCAUGCGACUGUCUCUGUUGAUGCAAUGCUGGAGGCCUUGCAACGCACAGCAGCUGACCAGGAGAAACAGUUGGAAGAAGAAGAUGAAGCACUGAUAAAAUCUGUUUUCUCCAGCAAAUCAAAAGAACUCGUCAAAAGAAUUCGUGAUGAAGAUUUAGAAACUGAUGAUUUUAUUAUUAAGCCUUCAAAUGGAAAUGGCGAAACAUCUGACGAUAAUAUGAAGAGAAGAAGAAUGUCUGAAGAGUUUCCAAGCAAAGCAACUGAUGCUCUGACAAAAGCUAGCUUGGAUAAUUCUGGCAACCCAGAAACUUCACGAGUCUCAGAGACUUCUAAUGGUCCCAAGCCUUUUCAUCCCUUGGUGAAGAUCAACGUUGUCAAGAAACCAGUUGAAUCCAAGCAGAAGGAAAUAGAGGAGGAAGACAGUAAAAUUGACACAACCAGUGGACUUAAAUCCUUGUGUCAAAACUAUGACAGUGAUGAUGAUUAGUAAUUGUUUACAUAUUGCAGAAAGAUUUACUUUUAUUUUUUUCCCCUCAGUAGUACUUGGUCCCAUUUAAUUGCAGCCAUAUUCUCAAAGUGGCUGAUCGAUGCAUGGUCCAAUUGUGAGAUUAGAAUUCUAACUUUGCAACGGCGGUGGGGAUCUAUAUAAUCGAGCAAUUCUUGCAUGUACUUUUUUUGGCUUGAUUCCAAUUGUAAGAUUUGAAUUGUAACCCUGCAAUGGCGGUGGGGAUCUAUACAAUCGAGAAAUUCUUGUAUAUACUCUCUUUUUGGCU